AUGAAGAUAAAAUAUUUUAAAAAGUUUAAAACUCUCUAUAAUCGAUUAUGUCUUGAACGAUUAUUGGAUUGUGUUGAACAUCGAUCUACAGAUUAUGAUUGCCCAAUUUAUUUUGUUCGAGAUGAUUAUUUAGCUCGUAAGUGCGCUGGCUUCCCCAUACCUGAUGAAUUGGAUAACUUAUUUCCAGAAAUGCAUAAAUUAGGCUCACAAGAAUUAUUACAUGAAUUUCUGGGAAAACCAAAUGAUUGGAAGAAAAAUGUUCAUAUUGUUUUAAAUGACUUAUUUGAACUGAUUUUAAACAAUAUGAUCAAUUAUCAAAAGUUGCCUCAAUUUCAUCUGUACGCAUGUCAUGAUUCAUCAAUUAUGUUAUUAUUAUAUGGAUUAAAUGCAUUCGAUGGUUGUUGGCCACCUUUUUCUGCUGAUAUUAUAUUUGAAUUGUAUACUACAUCAGCUACAGCUACAGCUACAACCACAGCCACAACCACAUCAUCAUCAUCAGAAUUAUCAAUUAUCAAAAAAUCAGCUGAUCUACAUACAAAUAACAUUUCUAGUAAUCAUUUUGAACAUAUAGAUGAUUUAUGGUUUCGUUUAAUUUAUCUUGGUAAACCAUUACCAUUGAGAACAUUAUGGAAUUUCUCUUAUCCUAAUGGUCAUCAAAUAAUUUCUACUGAUCAUUCAUUUGUUCCAUUGAAAAUAUUUUGUGAAUAUUUGGAUAAAGCUAAAAAAGAAAUUCUGUCUGCAAAUAUUUUGCUGAAUUUAGCCGGCAUUGACUUUACCAAUGGAACUUGCAACCGAGGAUCAAACUGUAAAUAUCGACAUGUCACUACAUCUCAGGAAACAUUAAAUCCUGGUUUCUUUAGUCAACCCAACUUACAAGAAAAUGGUUUUAUCAAUACAAAUGUAUCCACUAAACAUUUCGAUCCUUCUUUGAUAAAUAUUUCAAAUCCAACUAAUAAUAUAUCUCCAUUUGGUCAGUCAUCUAUUAUUAAUAGGGCUGUAAUUGUAUCACCAAACGAUCCGAUUCUAAAUCCCGUGAGCAAUGCUUAUAUUCCUGUGGCAUCUUCUCAUUCAAUUGUUGGUCUUAUUGGUAAUACAUCUACAGGACAGCCUACAUUGUAUACUCAUUCUUCGCUUGUUUCAAUAACAAGUGCACCUCAUAUUACUCCUUGUUCUUCCGUUAUCACAGUUAGUCCUGAUCCUAAUCAACAUCCGAAUAUGCUACAUCCUCAAACUGCUUUGUCAGCACCUCAUGCAACUUAUCAUAUUGUUCCACAUGAUGCUUCGCAACAUCACCAUCAUCAUCUACUUGCUACCAGUUCAAGUCAUUCACAUGCUCCUACUCUAUUAACCAUUCCUUUGUCUCAAUUCGCUUGUAAUGUCAGUAAUAAUAGCUUGAUUCAAUCUCAAGCCGCUAUUGCUUGUUCUACACAACAUCGUGCUGUUGUAACUGGUGUUUUACCAGCUAAUUCAACAAUAUCAACUGCACCUGCAACCUAUUUUCCGUCAUAUGGCGUGCUUCACAUCAAUCAACCAUCCAUAGAAACACAUGAUCAGCAACAGCAUCAACAAAUUACAACAGAAAUGCACAAAGAAGCUUGUAAAACCAAAAUAUCCACUACAACAACUACACCAGUUACUGCCAUUACAACAGCCACGACUUCUGUUGCCUCUUCUACAACAGCUGUAUUAGCUGCAGCAGCUGCGGCUGGCUACAUUGCACAACACCUACCAGUUAUUGGUUCCACUAAUAUAUCUGAAAGUGGUACAAUUCCUCAAGAUAUCAAUAACAAUCUUCUAUUGAAUCAAUCAAAAGGCGUUAGUGUUCAUGAGUCAGCACUGGCAGCAGCAGCAAGCUUACCAACAGUAUCAGCGGCUGCAGCUGCUGCAGUAGCUGCCGCCGCCGCAUUCGCACGUUCAACUUCCAUUACUCAAAAUUCUAAGUGUUGCCCUGUGAUUCUUCCCAAUGUUCAAAUGAAAUCUAAUGAAUUGGAUACCGAAUCUAAUUGCUUUAAUCCCAGUAAUAGUAAUAAUAAUAAUACUAUUAAUAAUGUAACUUUAAAUAAUAAUGAAUCAUGUUCUUGUCAAGAUUCUUCAUCUUAUUUAUCAAAUAUGAAAUAUGUUAAUCAUACUAAUGCUACAACAUCGAGUAUAAAUACUGUUACGACUACGUGUACUCAAAGUAGUUAUUCAAUUAGAGAAUCUUCGCAUACAUCAGAUAAUCACAAUAAUAAUAAUUAUAAUAAUAUUAAUAGCAAUAGUAACAAUAAUUCAAUAAAGCCUAUAUCGUCAUCGGAUUCAUCAUCUAUGCCUUAUUCAAGUCAAUCAUCGGAUUAUUUGAAUCCAACUGAUGAAGAACAGGCUAAAACAGCAGCUGCUGUUGCGGCGGCUGCUUGUAUAGGUGCUAUUUUCUCUCAACCAAUGGCAGCAGCUGCUGCUGCAGCUGGCGGUGGUGGUGGUUGUGGUGUUGGUGGUGGUAACUCCGCCUCAUCUUCAAUGGCUGCCAUGUUAGGCAAUUUAAUGAGUCGUAAUCCACAAGAUAUCAUUCAAGCAGUUCAGUCCUCUUCAUCUUCUUCACUAUCAUCAUCAUCAUCAUCAGCUUGUGGUUCGUCACUCCAAUCCAAUUCAUCAAGACAUAUUUGCUCUGUGAACAGUAAAUAUACUUCAGCGUGUGAUGUAGACAAUUCUGUAAGUCGUUCAUCACAACAACAACAACAACAACACCAACAGCAGCAAUAUGUUUCAAUUGAUGAAAGAAAUAUAAAUGACGGUCAAAAUGAUCAAGGCAAUUGUGUAAAUAAUGUAAAUAAUAAUUCAACUGAUCAAUAUAAUAUUCAAUUGAAUUCUGUGAAUAAUUCUUCAUUUAUUUCUACAUUGGAUCGUUGCAAAUGUACCAAUUCUUCAUUAGAUAGUUCAUAUUCUUUUCAAGAUGUAAUUACUUCAGAUGCAAAUAGUUGGUCAAGUGUAACAACAACAAUGGCGUCAGCUGCUAAAGCUGCUGCAGCAGCUGCUGUCGCCGCUACAGCUGCCGUAACUGGUUCGGCCAAUUUCUUUCGAUUGGCACAAUUUAAGAAUAAAGUUGAUCCACAAUUGUAUGAUGUGCGUAUGGAAAAAGUGACAUCAUCAUCCAUGUCAUUGUCAAAUGAAUCAUCAUCAUCUAGUAUUUACAGUCCUUUACGUUGUAUUGAUCAGUCUAGAAGUUUACGAUUGACUUCUGACCAUAUGUCUUCAUCUGGUGUAGUGAAAAAAGAUACGGAACUUAGCGGUUUAUCAACUAAGGAGGCUGUAACAAUGACUAGCGCAGCAGCUGCCGCAGCAAUGGUUGCAGCUGCGGCUACAGUAGCUGCUGAACAACGUCAACUAAUUGGAAAUAAUUUCUUGUCUGAAGUUAAUCAUUCAAAUAAAUUAGAGAAACAAAAUGCACAUCGUACAUUGACAGGAAAUUCUUGUUUAUCAAAAAAUUCCGAAUGUGAUUAUCAUCGUACAUGUUCAUCUUUAUCAUCACAUAAUGAUUUUGCUUCACCAUCUUCUUCUUAUGAAACUGAUAGUCAAGUAUAUUCUUUAUCUCAUAAUGCAUCGAAUCGAUAUCCAAAGAAACAUCAUAAAACUAAACGAUUGACUACUGUUGAUUGUCGUUAUCCUAGUUAUUCUAGUUUGCAUCAUCAUCAUACUACCGGUUUGUCAAGAUCUGUUGAUGAUAAUGAAGAUGAUGAUCCUGAUGUAUACGAAGAUGAUGAUAUAGAGUCAACAGCUUUAAUGUCACCAUCUCCUGAAGUUACUCCUCCGUACAAUCUACCAACUAAGUUAAGUAAACGAGAAGGUUUAUUAGGUUUAUCCUAUUCACAUCAAGUGGACGAUAGUAGUCGACCGCCUUCUUGUGAGACUAGCCCAGAUCCAUGGAGAUCAACAAUUCGUAAAGUUGUAUUAUCUCGGACGACUGGAAAAACUGAUUGUCUUGAUGAUCAUUCAUCUCAAUCAUUAAGUACUUUACAGUAUUUGGAUAAUCAAUCUUCUGAACAUGGUAUGGCAUCUUGCUAUUUAACUAACAACAAUACACAUUCUGAAUCAAUGAAGACUAAUUCGACUGGUCCUUGUUUUUAUCCAAUUCGUCGAUCAGUUUCAACUGGUGCUUUACCCUUUAAAACAUCCUGCAAAACUGUUCUUAAAGUACGAUCAAAAUCAUUUCCAGGUUUAUGUUCUUCACAUUCUUAUUCAAAAGAUGAACAACGAACUGUUUUCGCCUCAUCUAUUGUUAAUCUCAGAUAUAAUCCAGCUGAGAAUUCUGUUUGCCCAACAAUGAAUGUGACAUCAACUUCUUUGUGCUUUCCGAAGGGUGAUAGUCGUAUAAAUAAAUUCCAUUCGUCCAGAUACAGAAGUCGAGAAUUUGUGAAAAGAAAAUUUCGUCGAACUAUCCAUCGAUAUUCUACACAACAUCCAAAUAACCGUCGUUUCAUAUUGCGAAGCACUCGGCCACUACCAAAUGUUUCCCCGACAUCUGUUCUCAGCGAAGAAUAUGGCGGUCGUGAUGAAGGUGAUGAUGCUGAGUACGUUGAUCCAGACUAUGAUGAUGAGGACUUAUAUGAAUUAUCCGUCCCGCGACCAUCUAUUAAACGUUCACCACAUGGGAUAUCAAAAUAUUCGACGAAGAGAAAACGUUCUCUGUACUCUUCUUCCUCUAACUCUCUCCUUGCUCCACCGUCGAUUAGACAACAAUAUGCACUUAAAGUUGAAAAUGCCCGUUUACGUCGUAAAUUACACGAUUUAAUGAGACAGCGUGGAGAUUUAAGAGCAGCGAAUGAAAUGCUUUUAGAACAGAAUGCACGACUACGUCAGUCCAGUAAACGUGUCUCUGCAGUUGCACGUAUGGCAGAAUCUGCUACAAAAAUCAUUGAAGCGCAUAAUAAGUCUCAACUUGCCCAGUCUAGUAGUUUUCCAUCAAGUUCUGGUGCAUGUCAGUCGACCGUGCCAUUUUCUAUUGCUCAAGCAGCAGCGGCAGUUGUUGCAGCUGCUGCCCAAAAUCAAACAAAUGCGCCUAAUCUAAGUGGACUGUAUGUAUCUUCUCCAACAGCUUCUAUUAAUCAACAACAUUCACCAACAAUUAGUGUUCUAGGUAGUAGCUCCAAUUUGCACUCUCUAUUUCCACAGAUCCCAUCGGCCAACACUACUGGUAUAGCUAUCUCAUCGAACCAAGCGUUGAAUGCAGUUCAAAUUCAAGCUCCAUCUGGAGCAUCAGCUACACCACCACAAGCAACUGGACUAAUUCAUCACCCACAGACUUUGGAUCCUCAACAAACUCCGAUAUCCAAUUACUAUCAACACCAGACUUCUGAUCUCCGUCCACAAGAUCGUUUACUUGAGUUGCUUACCGAAUACCUAUCAACCACAUAAACCUUUAUCUAAUCUUUGAUUUGAUAGUAUUUUUUUUCUUUCGAAAAGACUAUAUAGUAUGUUCGCCUUAACUUGAUCGAAUUUCUUUGUCACUUCAACCAGUUCAAAAUCAAUCAUGAGAACUUGAUGUUCCUAAUGUACAUUUGAAUAAAGCUUUAAAGUACA
Schistosoma turkestanicum is the source of this 5550-nucleotide messenger RNA. The record is from the annotation of a GenBank genome assembly. NCBI's taxonomy places the organism in Eukaryota, Metazoa, Platyhelminthes, Trematoda, Strigeidida, Schistosomatidae.